Oryza sativa Japonica Group (Japanese rice) is the source of this 12332-nucleotide messenger RNA. RefSeq lists its product as uncharacterized. Gene Ontology annotation, cellular component: nucleus. Gene Ontology annotation, molecular function: protein binding; protein serine/threonine kinase activity. Lineage: Eukaryota; Viridiplantae; Streptophyta; Magnoliopsida; Poales; Poaceae. The record is from RefSeq and is a predicted model, not a curated record. Gene Ontology annotation, biological process: nuclear-transcribed mRNA catabolic process, nonsense-mediated decay; protein phosphorylation.
UUAGUCCCCCCCUUCUCUCUCCGGCGGCCGGCCUCCGCCUCCGCCUCCGCUGUUUCUCCCCCGAGAAUUCCGGCGCGCGGCGGACGAUGCGACCAUGCAAAACCCUCGGCCCCCCUACGCCGCCCACCACCAGCUGCAGCAACACCUCGCUUCCCUCCUCUCCGCCGCCGCCGGCGAGCCGCCGCACCCCUCCGACGACGCCUCCCGCGCCGCCGCCCUCUCCACCCUCCGCCUCUCCCUCCUCCACCCCCCCAACCGCCCGCUCCUCCCCUCCCUCGCGCACUUCAUCGCGCCGCCCAUCUCCGUCCUUCUCGCCGACGAUGCGUCCUACGCCGUGCGCCGCGCCGCGGUGUCCGCGUACGCGGCGCUCUGCGCGGUGCUGUGCGCGCACGAGGCGCCCGGUGGCCUGCCCGACCGGUUCGUAGCCUGGGGUUUGCCGCUUCUGGGGGAGCCGACCUCGGCCGCGCUCCUCGCCGAGGGGCUCAGGGAGCUCCUGGCCACCGGGGACGUGCCCGCGGUCGAGCGCUUCGUGCCGCCGCUCCUUGCCGCUUGCCGCGACGUGCUCGAGGAUGAGCGGACGUCGCUCACCGUGCUCCGGUGCCUGCUCGGCCUGCUCACUUUGGUCGCCGCCAAGUUUCCCCACUGCUUCCGGCCGCAGUUUGUCGAUAUCGUGGACCUGCUCCUUGGGUGGGUGUUUGUGCCAGACCUUGCCGAGUCCGAUCGCAGCACGAUCAUGGACAGUUUCUUGCAAUUCCAGUGGCAUUGGCUUGGCAAUCUGCAGUUCUCGCUUGGAUUGCUGCCGAAGUUCUUGGCAGACAUGGAGGUUCUUGUGCAUGAUCCUAAUCUUGCAGCCAGCCAUAACUCUGGCCGGCUUCGCCCACUCUUUGCUUGCUUCUCCACAGUACUGCAGAUAAUGGCAUCUGGUGUGGCUGAGAGAAAUAGCCUUAAGGAACUUAUAGCAGGGCCACUUGAGGGGUUGUCUCCUCAGCUUUUAAGGUGUGCAUCAGUGAUUGCUUCUAAGCUCGGGUGGUCUGAGAGGAUGGAAGAAGCGUCCAGAUGCCUAGUCUUACUAGCAGAGAUCCUUCAGGAAAGGUUUGCUGAAUUUUAUGGUAUGUUUGUGGAUGUGUUGGCCCAGAGCUUGGAAGUUGCCUCAUCAGUGCAGUUGGUGGCAGCACUUAAGACUAACCUGCAAGUUCUGUCACUGCAAAAUUUGGGGCUCCGAGCAUCUGCUGUGGAAGCCUUGCUUGAUUUUAGCUCAUUUCUAUCUCGGUUGCGUCUUCAUCCAAACCACACCAUGGUCACAAAUGUGGCAACCACUUACCUUUUUGUCCUGCAACAUGGAUUGGAAGAUGUAGUUGAUCAAGCCAUUUCAUCAUUGAUGAAAGAGUUGGAGCUAUUGAAAUCUCUGCUUGAGACGGGACGAGCAAGCUACCCUGAUAUCCAGAAUCUAUCUUUAGGUAGUAACAGUGAAACACAAAGCAAGUCAAACUCAUCCACAUUCUCAUUGGUGGGGUAUUCAGAGCAUCAGUUGCUUUCUUUGAUGAAAUUUGAUUUGAAGAUUCUUCUGGCUACUAUUUCAGUUGAUACAAAAAAGAGGAACGACAAAGCAGCUAGUCUGACAUCAUUCAUUUCAGCAAAGCUUGACCCAUUUGGUACUCCAUUUCAUGAUUUUCUUGAGAUGCAGUUUCAUAUUUUCUCUAUACUACACAGAUUGAGCAGUAUGGACCUCUCAAGUACUAUCGCACCAUCUAAAGCAAACGGUUCUGGCGAUUCAGGUAGUCAAACUCAGCUGGUUAUUGAAUCAAGGAAGUCCUUUUGUGACUGCAAAAACAAAUUUAUGCAUAAGUAUGGAAAACUUGUGGUCUGGGGCCUUAAUGCAUCAUCAUCCAUGACACUGAAAUUAGAAGCUCUAGCUUGGAUAGAUACGUUUGGAAACCUGGUUCUUGGCAUGGAAAGGGAUGUGGAUAAGCGCAAUAUCUCAUACGAAGUCCAUGAGGGUGCUACCCUUCUGAAUACUAUCCUUUUUGCAAUCUUGGAUUGUGCAUAUGACAGAGAACCUAAAGUAAGACUGCAUGUUGCAACAUCUUUGGAAAUACUCUUUCUUGGUAGGCUUAUCAAUCCCAUGGAUUUCUCAGUUGUGACACAAGUUCUUCUUGACAAGCUUAGUGAUCCUGAUAAUGCUGUAAAGAAAGGAUUUUCAAGGUUACUUUCAAUUGCUCUUCCUAUUACAACAUACACAUUUGGCUUGCUUGAGAAUAGAUGGAGUUACCAGCAUUCCCCAGAUACUGCUAACAUGAGUAAGCAUUGCAUGAGUUGGAGGCAUGUGCUUGCUGUGAAGCAACAACCCAGGAAACUUCAUUGGCAGCAGCUUGUUUCAAUUUUGAGCUACCUUUCUCUCAGAUUGAAGUUACCUCUUUCUUCUUGGGUCCAGCGCCUGUUCUUUAGUUACCGUGGCAAGAAAGAUAUGUUCUCUGGUCAAACUGAUGUUUCUGGGGAUUCUGAUGGGAACGAAUUAUUUAAAGGUCCAGAUGUGGACAGAACUAUUAUUGAUAGGAUCUACUCAGUUAACAAUCUUGCUGCGGUUUGGUGGGGCAUUCAUGAAGCUGCUCGGCACUGCAUAAACCUUCGACUUCGAACUCAUCUUGGUGGCCCGACACAGACAUUUGCAGCUCUAGAACGCAUGCUUUUGGAUGUACCGAAUCUAUUGGCACCAGAAGCUACCGAAGGUGAAGGCAGGUAUAUAGCACCAUCUGACACAAGCUUAUUGCCUAUGCGCCUGCUGUUGGAUUUUGUUGAGGCGUUAAAGAAAUAUGUUUACAAUGCAUAUGAAGGUUCCUUUGUUCUACCAGCACCUCCAAAAGCAAGUUCCUUGUUUUUUCGAGCAAACAAACGAGUCUGCGAAGAGUGGUUUUCUAGAAUUUGUGAUCCAAUGCUGAAUGCAGGAUUAGCUUUGCACUGUAAUGAUGCGGUCAUCCACUACUGUUCAUCGCGUCUUCUAGAUAUCAGAAACCUUGCUGCAUCAUCCCUCAAGGACAACAGUCGCAUGGGAGGAGCUACUGAAAGUCACCAUGCUUUUAGAGAGAGGUUAGAGGCAGAUUUUCUGAAGGUCUUGCGACAUGCUUCACUGGCAUUAUGCAGGUGUCAUGAAACAGAUGCCUUAGUUGGGCUUCAGAGAUGGGCCAUAUCAACGUUCUAUACAUACUUUGAGCAGGACAAACAACUAGUUCGAGGUGUAUCUGAUAGCCAGAAUCACUUCUCCUGGAUGUCAGGACUCAUCUAUCAAUCUCAGGGGAAGUAUGAAAAGGCUGCUGCACAUUAUUCCCAUCUUCUACAGUUUGAAGAAGGCCUUGCCUCCAUGGAAUCUGAUGGCAUCCAGUACAUCAUAGCACGUGUUAUUGAGUGCUACACGUCCCUGUCUGAUUGGAAAUGCUUAGAGGGUUGGCUUUCAGAAUUACAAGUUCUCCGUGCUGUACAUGCUGGCAAACCUUAUUCAGGUGCUUUAACUAGCGCUGGCAAUGAGCUAAAUGCUGUUCAUGCCAUGGCAUGCUUUGAUGGAGGGGACUUCCAUUCAGCUUGGGGCUAUCUUGAUUUGACUCCUAAAAGCAGCAGUGAACUCAGCCUUGAUCCCAAGGUUGCAGUUGAGAGAAGUGAGUUAAUGCUCUUGCGUGCAAUGCUUCAAUCUCACAGCAAACCUGACAAGGCACGAGAGGAGCUAAAUAAGGCUAAACUGAUGUUGGAUGAAGCACUCUCUGUGGUCCCACUCAAUGGAUUAACCGAAGCUGCUGCUUGUGCUGGUCAGCUUUAUUGCAUCUUUGCAUUUGAAGAAACCACUGAACUGGCAUGCCCAAAUAGAACUAAUCAAUCGCCAGCGCUAAUGGAUUAUUUACUGAGACUACUGCAGGAUCCCAUCGAUAGAAUUAAUCAAGAUUGCAACAUUUGGCUGAAAAUCUUCAAAGUGUAUUGUACUACACAACCAUCUUCUUUACCCACACUUCUUUUGUGUCAGAAACUUGCUAGUCUUGCUAGAAAGCAGAGCAACUUGAAAUUGGCUAGCCGCUUAAAUCAGUACAUCAUAAACCACCCUUUGAGUUCAUCUGAUGAGAUGGAAAAAGAAAUGCUUACUUUGAACAUUAAGUAUGAAGGUGCCCUGCUGAAGCACGAUCAAGGAAAGAAGGAAGAGGCUUUAACUGACCUGUGGUCACUGGUUCGUGCUACUGUUCUUUCUACAGUUAGUGAUUCUUCUGGUGCUGGCACCCCAUUGAUUGCUAAAGCCUGUUUGAAAUUCUCGACCUGGAUGGAACGAGAGAAUUCAACUCAUAUUAUGAAUAUGAUCCUUCCGAAGGUGAUAGAAGAUAUUAAUGAUUCUGGUGGCUUCCAAAAUGGAGCUGAGAAGCUUUUGUUAGGUGAUAAUGGAUCAGUUUCUGCAUCGAAUUCUCAUGUGGUUUCCCAAGAAAUCAUAGGAAUUGCUCGAAAGACAAGCUGGCAACUUUGUCCCAGUAUGGGUAAAGCAUGGCAUUCUUAUGCAUCCUGGUGCAUUACUCAUGCCAAUUACUCUCUAUCUGGAACUGAUUCAAAAUUGCAGAAUUCGUUGUUCCCUGCUCUCCAGUCUGAGCUUUCUCCAGAUAGAUUUCACCUGACAGACAACGAAAAGUCUGAAGUGCAGGAAAUAAUAAGAAAUUUCUGUGCUGAUAAAGAUGGAAAUUAUGUGGACUGUAGCAUUUCACCAACGGCAGGAUGCAGUUACAAUUCUGAGGGGAAUCCCAUCGUUUCACUAAUUGAGCAAACAAUCUGUCUGCUAGAAACUGCAGCUGGAGCACCAGGCUCUGAGGCCUGUGAUGGUGAAGGGCCUUCUGUACGGUUAUCAUCAGAGCUAACAGUUCUUUUCUGUAAAUGUGAUUCUGCAAAGGACAGUAGCAUGACUUUGAUUGGCAAGCUUAUUGAAAUUUGGUGGACUUUAAGACGUAGGAGAGUAUCACUUUUUGGGCAUGCUGCUCAUGCCUAUUUUCAGUACCUUUCGCAUUCAUCAACUGGGCUUCAACCCUCAUAUCACCGUGAUGUUUUGAAAGGGAAAACAAAGAGCUACACUCUGAGGGCAUUGUUGUAUCUCCUCCAUAUAAUUUUGAACUACGGGGUGGAGUUGAAGGAAAUAGUUGAAAGUGGGCUUUCAACAGUUCCUUUGUUGCCGUGGCAGGAGAUUAUACCGCAACUUUUUGCCCGCUUGAGCUUCCACCCAGAGAAGAUAGUUAGGAAACAGUUGGAAAGCAUAUUGGUGAAGCUAGGGAAUCUUUCUCCUUGUUCAAUUGUAUAUCCUACUUUAGUCGAUAUCAAUGCUUGUGAAGGAGAACCCUCGGAUGAGCUUCAGCGCAUAUUGGAUUUUCUGGUUAAGCAAUAUCCCAAACUAGUUAAGGAUGUUAAGCUUGCAAUUGAGGAGUUAGGAAUGGUUACUGUUCUAUGGGAGGAACAAUGGUUGAGCACUUUACAAGAUCUCCAUUCAGAUGUUUUAAGGAGAAUUAAUAUACUUAAAGAGGAAGCUGCAAGGGUUGCUGCAAAUUCUACCCUGAGUUCAGCCGAAAAGAACAAGAUCAAUGCUGCAAAAUACUCUGCUAUUAUGACUCCAAUUGUAGUAGCCUUGGAGCGCCGUCUAGCUUCUACAUCUCGUGAACCAAAAACAUCUCACGAAGUGUGGUUCCAUAAGGAAUAUAAUGCUCAGUUGAAAUCUGCAAUCACAGCUCUUAAGACACCCCCUGGAUCUCCAUCAGCAUUAGGAGAGAUUUGGCGGCCUUUUGAUUCGAUUGCAGCUUCUUUAGCCACUCAUCUGAGGAAGUCAUGCAUAUCAUUAAGUGAAAUUGCACCACAGCUAGCAGCUUUAUCAACCUCUAACAUUCCAAUGCCUGGUUUUGAGAAGCAGAUAUUCAGUUCUUCAGAAUCUUCUUUUGCUGACAGUCAUGGCACAAUUACAAUAUCUUCCUUCUGUAAAGAAGUAACAGUACUUUCAACAAAGACAAGGCCUAAGAAGCUUGUCUUGCAAGGAUCAGACGGCCAGAAGUAUACCUAUCUCCUCAAGGGUCGAGAGGAUUUACGCCUCGAUUCUCGGAUCAUGCAGCUGCUAGAGGCGAUAAAUAGCUUUUUUUAUUCAUCUUCUGACACUAGAAGUCGAAAUAUGGCAAUACGAUUCUACUCUGUUACACCAAUUAGUGGAAGAGCUGGACUCAUCCAGUGGGUUGAGAAUGUAAGUAGCAUCUACAAUGUGUACAAGACAUGGCAAAAACGCUCUCAGUUAGCACAGGCACAGCUCUCUUCAGUUAACACUGUUAAUAAUAGUAUUCACAAAUCAGUACCACCUGUUCCCCGUCCAAGUGAUAUGUUCUAUGGAAAGAUCAUUCCAGCACUGAAAGAAAAAGGGAUCAAAAGAGUAAUCUCACGAAGAGAUUGGCCACUAGAUGUUAAAAGAAAGGUUCUAUUAGAGCUUAUGAAAGAGACCCCAAAGCAGAUACUGUGGCAAGAAAUGUGGUGUGCAAGUGAAGGGUUCCGGAACUUUAACUCCAAAGUAAAGAGAUUCUCUAGCAGUGUAGCAGCCAUGAGCAUGAUUGGCCAUGUACUGGGCCUUGGAGAUAGACAUUUGGACAAUAUCCUUAUGGAUUUCAGCAGUGGUGAUGUGGUUCACAUAGAUUACAAUAUAUGCUUUGAUAAAGGGAAAAGGUUGAAGAUUCCAGAGAUUGUUCCAUUCCGUCUUACUCAAACUAUUGAAUCAGCUUUAGGAUUAACUGGAGUUGAAGGUGUCUUUCGAGUUACUUGUGAAGAAGUUAUGGCUGUUCUCUUAAGGAACAAAGAUAUCAUAUUAAUGUUGUUAGAAGUAUUUCUUUGGGACCCGUUGAUGGAGUGGACACGUGGAAAUAUCCAAGAUGAAGCUGGAAUAGCUGGUGAGGAGAAGAAAGGAAUGGAAUUAGCAGUUAGUCUGAGCUUGUUCUCUUCUAGGAUCCAAGAAAUCAGAGUUCCUUUGCAGGAGCAUCAGGAUCUUUUGGUAACUAACUUGCCAGCUACACUAUCUUCACUAAAGAAAUUUUUGGAUACUCUAGAGCAGUAUGAGGUUAUAUCUGCUAUGUUUUAUCAUGCUGAGAAAGAGAGAUCCAGUGCUUUGCAGAGUGAAACAUCAGCAAAAUCAAUGCUAGCUGAAGCUAGUUCACUUGCUGAAAAAUCCCGCACUUCAUUUGAGCUUCAUGCUCAUGAAUUAGCGGAAACAAAAGCGGCAGCAAAUGAUGAAGCAAACAAGCUUGCAGUAUGGGUGGAAAAACAUGGAAGGAUUCUUGAGGCCAUACGGGACAAUUCAAUUGCAGGUGUAGAGUCAUGCAUGCAAUUAAACAGCAAGGAUGAUGCCUUAAGCCUUAUUUCAGCUGUGCUUGAAUCAGAAGUCCCUCUUACAGUUGUUCCUGAGCCAACAAGAGCACAAUGCUCUGAGUUGGAUAGGGAGGUUUCUCAACUAAUUCUUGAAUUGCAGGGUGGGCUGUCUGCUGCCUUAGAGUCACUUGGUGAAUAUGCUUUGGUAUUGCAGCAAGUUCUCCCAGUUAAUUACAUCACAACCAGCCCAGUUACUGGUUGGGCACAAGCUUUGCAGCUAUCUGUAAGCAGUGGUUCAGAAGAUCUGCUUCCCCUUGCCAAGAGGCAAGCAGCAGAAGUCAUUGCUAAGGUUCAGGGUGAGGGUAUUAAUCUAGUUCAGCAAAGAUAUAGGGAUCUCUUAAAUCAAAUGGAAAGUUAUGUUGUGUGUAUAGAAAGACUUGCAAGGGAACGUUCCGAACUGAUGAAUUCUAUUGGAUUCGAGAAUGAAGUGCGAUCUAAAGAGUGGAUUCUUUCUGCAUUCAUGAACUCCAUUCAAUUGCCAUCACCAAAGAGGGAUAUGGGUAACAUUCCAUUUUUACAAUCAGGUAAUGUUGGAGUCAAAACUCCAGCCCAUGAGGAUAUACAGGAUGAAACAGGUAUUGUUCUUUCUAUUCUUGGAAUUGCUGUUGGUCAGCUAUAUAGUGACGUUAGAGCCAAGGUUUCUGAGCUUUCAAGUAAAGUUACUGGGAUAGCUAAAUUUAGAACAGAUGAAGCUGGUCUUCAAGCUGAUGCUGGAACAAGUUUGCAGUUGUUUGAUCAGCAGGUUGAAAAAUGUGCACUAAUUUCAGGAUUUGUUGGUGAAGUGCAUGGAGUUAUGGAGGCAAAAUUAGUUGAAAUGAAUACAGCUUAUGCAAAGCCCCAGCAUGGGCAAUGGGCUUCCACUUUUCAGCGCAUUUUGUGCUCAAGUACCAACAUGAUUGAACAAAUGACCGAAGUAUUCCUUCCAGAAAUUAUUAGAUCGUUUAUUUCAUACAAUUCAGAGGUAAUGGAAGCUUUUGGUUCAGUUUCUCAGAUUCGUGGCUCUGUUGAUACAGCUCUAGAGAAACUGGUUCGGAUAGAACUUGAGAGAGCAUCGAUGACUGAAUUUGAACAGAGCUACUUCAUGAAAGUUGGACGAAUCACUGAGCAGCAAAUAGCUCUUGAAGAAGCUGCCAUGAUGGGUAGAGAUCAUCUGUCUUGGGAAGAAGCAGAGGAGCUAGCUUCCCAGGAGGAAGCAUGCAGGGCACAAUUGGAGCAACUCCAAGAAACGUGGAGCCAGAAGGAUAUGACGAUUUCAUCACUUAUGAAAGUAGAAUCCAGUGCCAUGAAUUCGCUACUUUCUUCUAAACAGUAUUUCUCAUCUUUGGUGAAUGUUGAUCAAGAAAGUGAAUUUCAUUUGAGAAGAAGCAAGGCUCUGCUUUCGGUCUUGACAAAGCCGCUUGCUGACCUUGAAGCACUUGAUCAUAUGCUGUCAGCAUGUGGCUUGUUUCCUUAUCAUGUAGAUGGGCCCAUUUCUAAUCUAACAGAUGUCUUGUCAUCAGGUUCUUCAUUAUCUGAUGUAUUGUGGCCUUUUGCUGGCUUAUUAAAGGAUCAUUGUUUCUUUGUUUGGAAACUCAGUUUGCUGGACUCAAUUCUUGAUUUGUGCAUGCAUGAGAUUUCAUCUUCUGUUGAGCACAGUUUUACUACUAACCAGCUUUAUACAGCUCUUAAAACGAAGCUUACAAACCAUGUGGAAAAACAAGUUUAUCGGUAUAUCAUGGAAAGGAUUGCUCCUGCAUUUAUCCUACAGUUAGACAAAGAAAUUAGUGAUUUACUGCAAUUGAGUCAAGGAAGAAGAGAAUCUGGUCAACCUAAAAGAGAUUCUGCAGCUGUUGGAAGGAUUGCAGUAAUGCUUGAGGAGUACUGUAAUGCUCAUGAGACAGCUCGAGCUGCCCGGACUGCUGUUUCUCUGAUGCAAAGACAAUCGAAUGAUCUCACAGAGGCUUUACGCAAAAUCGUUCUAGAAAUAAUUCAAGUGGAAUGGCUGCAUGACCUUUCAUCUCCUCACGCGCAGAAGUCUAAGGUUUUGUCACAAAAUAUUCUUAGUGAUGAUAAGUUCAUAUCUGUGCUCCUAAAUAUAAGCAGAGGCAACUUGUUGGAUAAGAUUCAAUCUUCAGUGUCACUGGUAACAAGAUCAAUUGAGUGCCUGCAAGCUUGUGAAAACACUUCAGUUUCAGCUGAAGGACAACUUGAGAGAGCAAUGGGAUGGGCUUGUGCUGGUCCAAAUACUUCUGGAGCAGGCAGUUCAACCACAAAGGCUUCAGGAAUCCCAUCUGAAUUUCAUGAUCAUCUGUUAAAAAGGAGGAAAUUGCUUUGGGUCAUCCAAGAACAGGCAUCUGAUCUUGCUAACAUCUGCACAUCUGUUUUGGAGUUUGAAGGAUCGAGAGACGGAAUUUACCUUAUUCCUGAGGAUAAAUCUUCCGGACAAUCUACUGACAGAGGCAGGACAUGGCAGCAAACUUUCUUGAAUCUCCUGACACGUCUAGAUGCAGCAUAUCGUUCUUUCACAUGUGCAGAACAAGAGUGGAAACUCAGUCAGUUCAACAUGGAAAGUGCUGGGAAAAGCUUGUAUUCAGUAACCAAUCAGCUCUCUGUAGUCUCUUCGAGAGCAAAAUCUGCUUUAGUUAAUCUACAGGAUACUCUUGUGUCCAUGUAUGAACGAGCUUCUGAAGUCACUGCAUCAUUAUCUGGGUUCAAACAUGUUUCACAGGAUCGCACUGCUUUGACUUCUGAAUGUGGUUCGUUACUAGAGGAGGUUUUGGCAAUAGCAGAGGGGUUGCAUGAUGUAUAUAUCGUGGGAAAGGAAGCUGCUGUUAUGCACAAUUCAAUUAUGUCCAAUCUUUCAAAGGCAAACACAAUUUUACUUCCACUCGAAGCCUCAUUGUCUGCUGAUUUAGCUGUUAUGUCUGAAGCAAUCUCAAAGGAAAGAGAGAAGAAUAAUACCAGCAUGCCUCUUAUUCAUGGAAAGGCAUUAUACCAAUCUUACAUUAUUAGAAUACGGGAUGCUUACAAAAAUUUAGAACCUCUGGUGCCCCCACUUGCUGACGAUGCGAAGGAGUUGCACUCCUUGAUGACUAAGCUUGGACGCCUUUCUAGUAUUCAUGCAGGGAGCCUUCAUAAGGCUCUAGAAGUUCUUGGUGAAAGUGAAACUGUGAAGUCACAGGAUAUGCCUUCAACACAUGCAGAUAUUUUGCAGAGUGAUUCAUCAAUUGAGAAGGAUAAAGGUUCUUCUGGGAGCAGGGAAGGUGGAUCUCAGGAUUUAGUAACGACCACUGAUCUUUCUUUACAAGAUGAAUGCUGGAUUUCUCCUCCCGAACACUCAUAUACAAGCAGUUCUGGAUAUACCACAGAGUUAACCCAGAUUACUUCUUCUGAGAACAUAGAGAAUAUGGAUCCCUUAUUGGUUGACAGGCCUGUGAUAGAAGCUCCUGGUGCUAAUGAUCAGGAAAGAGGGGCUGAUUCGGAAUCAGAUUCAAGUAGCAAUAAGCAGUUGUUCAUAAACAAUGUUACAUUGACGAAUGUUAAUAGUGUUGAUGAGGUUGAAAUCUCAUUGUCAAAGGAGAGGAAAUCUGAAAAUGAGAAUACAAAUUUGCCAUUCAAACAGAUUAGAGGACAAGAAUGUGAUAACAGUGAUCCUAAAUCCUAUCCAGAUUCUGUGACUCGAUUGACAAGAGGUAAAAAUCCUUUUGCUUUGUCCAUACUGAAGCAAGUGGAGCAUAAGUUACAUGGAUGGGAUAUAGAUGGCACCAGGUCCUUGAAGGUUUCUGAGCAAGUUGACCAUCUUCUCAAGCAAGCGACAAGCAUUGACAAUUUGUGCAAUAUGUAUGAGGGGUGGACACCUUGGAUAUGAUUCAAAGAUACAUGUGAACAUGUCUUUCUACGAUUUGUUUUUUCCAGAAGAGUGAAACACGCUGGAGGUCCCUAAACAUGUGCCAUUGUCUUACUUAGGUCACUAUACUUUUGGGCAAGCUGAAGUUGAGAUCUGAAUGGGCAUAAGUUAUUACAAUAUCCACCUUUUAUUUGCCUAUAUACUAGUCAACUUUCUGCCAACCAUUUUCCUGGAUCACUGUCAAUAGUCUGAGUUUGGACAAGACAAUCCAUAGUGAAAACAAGAUUGCCACAGCACGUCGAGCAAAAGCAGGCUUACUGCCACAAAGAGCUUUACAGGGUCACCAUUCACUCCAUAUCCUAGCAGCAAGAUAUGAACUGUUAAGUAUGGGUAGCUAUGGAUGGAUCCAGACACAGCAAGGAUCUGAAGUACUUUCAGCGUUUUCAUGUACAAUGUUCUCAGCUAUACAGCAAUGUAUUGCAGAAUUCAGGCAUCGAUAUUUUGGGAUAUGGACUGGUUUUAGCAAUGGUAUGAACAAAAAUACCCUAGCUAAGAGUUUGCAGUUCACGUGGACAGCCAUGGCUUUGCACUCCCAGUGGACUGAAGACUUCAUGAUCUUUAACAGUAAGCCGUCUUAAGAACAUGAAGAGUUUUAGCAAGCACGUUUUAAAAGCACAACCAAGAAAUCUGGUUCGAGUAUAGUGUACAUAAUAUUUUGCAUGUACUUGUGAUUUUAGAAGAUUCCUACCAUGACCAUGUUGCAUUGAUGUAAAGAUAGGUGUUCGACAUGCAAUUCUGGAAGUGGGAUUCUAAUUCUAAAGUGGGCAAGUAUCACAGUAUUUUUUUCCUCUAUGCACACCUCAAAUAUAGCUAUAUUUUCGCGUGAAAAAGGGUCUGGCGAUAUUCAAAAGCAAAAUUGGAAAUUUAUAGCUUGUAGAAUACAUGAACUCUUGCUUUCUUUCCUUGUGUUUUAUUCAGAUACAGAUUGGUCUGAAAUCUUCAAGUAUAUAUAUAGCCUUACAGCGUGACACGUUGAUGAUGUGCCCCGUGCUGUUAACAUUGUAAUUUUUUUUAUAAAAAAGAAAAUCUUAUCAUCGUUCAUAAUUCCUCC